Messenger RNA from Erythranthe guttata (spotted monkey flower), 1066 nucleotides. RefSeq names its product Cytochrome b561/ferric reductase transmembrane protein family. The record is from RefSeq and is a predicted model, not a curated record. NCBI's taxonomy places the organism in Eukaryota, Viridiplantae, Streptophyta, Magnoliopsida, Lamiales, Phrymaceae. Gene Ontology annotation, molecular function: oxidoreductase activity.
UCGUAAAACAACAGCUUUUAACUACCUCGAAUACUAAAGCAUAAAUAACUUUCUUUUCUGUGUAAGAAAUAUCCCAAACCAGCAUAACAAGCAACCUGUUAAAAUAAAGCUAAUUAAUCCAUUGCUGCUGAUUAUUAUAUAUACUGACACUCAUCUGCAUGAUCAUAUAUUAUAUAUAUUUCAGCCUCGAAAAUCUUUGAUUAAUUUAAUUUAAUUUAAUUUUAUAAUGGAUGUACACGAGGCUCACAGAGUCAGAUAUGGAAGGUCAGCGUUACGUGUGACUAUCUUGGCACACGUUUUCGGUACAUUAGCAAUCAUUCUUCUGCUCGUUUGGCUACUGCAUUUCCGUGAAGGACUCGAUCUCGAUUCUGAUGACCCCAAUCGUAUUUUCAAUGUUCACCCGUUUCUCAUGUUCUUCGGAUUUAUAUUUUUGGCGGGAGAAGCAAUGAUGGCGUACAAGACCGUUGGAGCAGAGAGGAAAGUGCAGAAAUACAUUCACAUGUUCGUUCAUUUAGUGGCGAUCGUACUCGGUAUCGUUGGAUUGCAUGCCGCUUUUAAGUUCCAUGAGAAACGGGGCAUAUCAAAUUUGUAUAGCUUGCAUUCUUGGAUUGGUAUUGGCACAUUCUCCUUGUUCUGCCUCCAGUGGUUGUUGGGAAUGAGUGUGUUUUUAUUUCCGGGGGCUCCGAUGGAAACGCGGGCCCGGGCAGCCGCGUGGCACGUGAGCGGGGGAAGAGCUCUGAUGUUCAUGGCAAUAUGCACGGCCUUAACGGGGCUGAUGGAGAAAGUUGGUUUCUUGGGGCAGCUGCGUCACAGUGAGGCGCGUGUUAUCAACUUUCUCGGAUUGUCGAUUCUUCUUUUCGGAAUCUCCGUUGAUCUCUCUGUUUCUCUUGCACGCUACAUAUGAUUCUUUGUUGGAUAUGCUGAUGUGGCGCAGUGUAAUAAUUUGUUUGUAGGAACUUGUAAUGUGUGUGUGAUGUUUAUAUACCUCAACUAUUGUUGUCAAAUAAAUGUUAUUGGGAACGGAAAUCUCGAAUUCUUUCGAUUUUUCCGAUUAUUUUUAACGGAA